AUGAGAACCAAGAGCAAUGUGACUGAGUUUGUGUUGUGCGUCCUUUUCCAGAGCAGGGAUAUGCAGCAUGUGUGCUUCCUGGUCUUCUCCCUCUUCCACAUGCUCACUGUCCUGGGGAACCUUCUGGUCAUUGUCUCCAUCAACGGCAGCAAGACCCUGAAUGCUCUCAUGUACUUCUUCCUCAGCUACUUGUCUUGCGCCAGCAUGUGCUAUCCAUCCGCCACCGCACUCAAGAUGAUUGCCGACACUUUCAUGGAGUGCAAGACCAUCUGCUUCAAUGGUUGCAUGACCCAGCUGUUUUCUGCCCACUUCUUUGGUGGCACUGAGAUCUUCCUCCUCACAGCCAUGGCCUAUGACUGCUACGUGGCCAUCUGUAGGUCCCCCGAACUACGCAACCAUCAUGAUCAGCGGAUGUGUGGCCAUCUGGCGGGGGCCUCCUGAGUGGCCGGCUUUCAGCAUUCCAUCCUUCAGACCCUCCUUUUAUGA
Molecule: messenger RNA, 486 nt
Organism: Hippopotamus amphibius kiboko
Lineage: Eukaryota; Metazoa; Chordata; Mammalia; Artiodactyla; Hippopotamidae
Product: olfactory receptor 4S1-like
Biological process (GO): G protein-coupled receptor signaling pathway
Cellular component (GO): membrane
Molecular function (GO): olfactory receptor activity
Source: RefSeq, a predicted model, not a curated record